CGAAGCACGCACACGAGCUCGCUGAGAAGGGCGCGCGCGCGCGUGAUAAAGAUGGCUGCGACGGUGGGGGAAACGGCGUGAUAUGCAGGAGUAGCGGCACUAAACCCGAGUAAAACCACCGUAUGACAGACCAUAGCAAAAUGGAAACAAUGUCACAGUAGGUGUUUACCGGUAAUACCAAGUACUACAAACUCACAUCACCCCGAGAGGGUAUUCAUCCUGUGAUUGUGGAGAAAUCUCAACGCGAGCAUGGCUUCGCACAGUAACCAGUACAUCUUUGGGGAGUUCAGCCCAGAUGAGUUCAAUCAGUUCUUUGUGACUCCCCGCUGUUACGUCGAGCUUCCCCCAUUCAAUGAUAAAGUCUCCUGCGUCAGCCAUUCCUCAGGAGGUUACUGCACUCCUGCUGUGCCUUACAUAAUGGAAUCAUUGAGACGGCAGGUUUGCGGAGACGACUACCAGCAUAUCGAGUUUGGCGUGGAUGAGGUAAUGAAUGCAGAGUCUGUGGCAGUGAAAGACUCGCUGUACAAAGUCUCCAGCACUCUUAAUCCUCAGGCCCCUGAGUUCAUCUUAGGCUGCCAACCACCUCAGAAGGCCCUUCCCACAGCCACGCCAGUCGCUGAUAUCCCAGAUGGCACCGACUUCGACUCCCUAUGUUGCAGUAACUCCGAGACCUCAGUCCUGGGCAGCCACCAGGCCUGCUCUGAUAUGGAUGGGGUUUCGGGCGGCUUGGGGCAACGGAAGAAAAAGAAAAAGCGGCCGCCAGGAUACUACAAUUAUCUGGAGGGUUCUGACAGCACUGGUUUGGCCACAGAUGAAGUGGAGGCCUCAGGCCUGGUUAACGGACAUUCUCCAAAUGCUCCACUCCUGGGUUCAGAGGACAUGGUAGGGGAAGUGCUAGCUGGGGCUGAGCUCAUCCCCCAAAAUUCUGUAACAUCCAGCACAUCUACACCCCAAGCCGACCCUUUUUCCCAUCAGAGGACUUGUGAAAGCCCUGAAAAUUUGACAUUGGACUUGACUAGCGGAGCUGCCUCUUUUUCAGACAGAAAUGGGGCAGCUUCUUCGUCUACUUCUUCGUCCUCUCAGAGCAGCGGGGUGGCACAGAGUGCCAGGACUGCAGAGCAAAACGCAGAACCCCCAGCUCUAGAGAAUCCAGUACUCCUGGGUAACGGAGGGCACAGCUCCUCUCCUCCAUCUCCUCUUCCCCCUGAUGCUGCUGUGGCCACCCUCAAAACCACAAUUCCUGCUACUACUGAUGAGAGGGAGGCUGAGGGCUCGGGGGAGGCUAACGGGCUGCCAGAGACUGCCUCGGCUGCUGGAGCUGCAGAUGGACUCCAAGAUAGGGUUGAAAUGGGCGAGGUGCAGUCAGCUUCCUCUGUAACUCCUCUCUCCUUAGACUCUGAAGUUCAGCCGCCAGUCUCGCCCAGUCCCACUGCAGCACCUGUGGCCAACCCCCCGAAAUCCUGGGCCAGCCUCUUCCACAACUCCAAGCCUCUGCCUGGAGGUCCUCAGGCUUACGUUGAGGUAAAGAGUAUGCCUGCUGUCGUCACUUUCACUCCGGCUGCUUCAGAGUUACCUGAAAAAGCCAUUGAGGUGCACGAAGGCCCUAUCCCUGUUUCUGAAGACCCUAUGGCCCCAAAAUUGGCAGAAUUAAUCGAGAAUGUGAAGUUGAUACACAAACCAGUGUCUUUGCAACCAAGAGGACUGAUUAACAAGGGAAACUGGUGCUAUAUCAAUGCUACCCUGCAGGCCCUGAUUGCAUGUCCUCCCAUGUAUCAUCUGAUGAAGUCUAUUCCCCUUUUCACUGAGACUCAGAGACCCUGCACAUCCACACCCAUGAUGGAUAACUUUGUUCGUCUUGUGAAUGAGUUCAGCAAUAUGCCUGUCCCUUCCAAGGCUAAACAGCAAGCUGCUGGAGAGAAGAUAAUGAAAGACCUUCGAGUGGGUGCUCCUUUUGAACCCACAUAUAUCUAUAAACUCACCCUCAUCAAAUCAAGCCUUUCUGAGAAGGGGCGCCAGGAGGAUGCGGAGGAGUACCUUGGUUUCAUUUUAAAUGGACUGCAUGAGGAAAUGCUGGCACUGAAAAAGCUGAUCUCUCCACAGGAAGACAAAGCCCCCACACCAAAUGGGCCCGAGUCUCAGACUGGAGUGGAAGAAGACCCUGCUGAGAAGGAGGAAGGCAGUGAUGAUGAAUGGGAACAGGUCGGGCCCAGAAACAAAAUCUCCAUCACCCGGCAGGCAGAUUUUAUCCGCACUCCCAUCGCGGUCAUAUUUGGUGGUCACAUCAGAUCUGUGGUAUACCAGCAGAGCUCAAAGGAGUCCGCCACCUUGCAGCCCUUCUUCACGCUGCAGCUGGACAUCCAAUCAGAGAAGAUCCGCACAGUCCAGGAGGCCCUGGAGGUACUGGUGGCGCGGGAGUCCGUUCAGGGCUACACCACUAAGAGCAAGCAGGAGAUUGAGAUCAGCCGGCGAGUGACUCUUGAAGAGCUUCCUCCAGUGCUGGUGCUUCACCUCAAGAGAUUUGUUUUCGAGAAGACCGGCGGAUGUCAGAAACUGGUCAAGAAUAUUGAUUACCCUGUCGAUCUGGAGAUCAGUAAAGAUCUCUUGUCACCGGGUGUGCGGGGCAAAACUCUGAAAGGCCAAAGAACCUACAGGCUCUUUGCAGUUGUCUAUCACCAUGGGAACAGUGCCACGGGUGGCCACUACACUACAGAUGUCUUCCACAUCGGUCUGAACGGCUGGCUGCGCAUUGAUGACCAGGCGGUGAAGAUCAUCAAUCAGCAUCAGGUGGUGAAGCAGACUGCAGAGCGCACUGCCUACCUGCUGUACUACCGUCGUGUGGACCUGCUGUAGAAACCAUACUCAUACACACAAACACGCACACACAGAUGUACAUUCAAACACACGUUUACAUGCAGACACUUACACGAUCUCACACACACAACCACGUGUCUCAACAGGAACACUGCCCUACUUCACGAUUGUCCUUUUCCCCUCAACCCUGCUAUUCCAGAGAGCCAGCUUUUCCAACUUGUUUCUUUUGUUUGUUUUUUUGGAAGACUUUUCUGUAGUAGUGUGUUCCCCCUCUGCACAAGGCCUUGCGUGGGUCUGGAGAAGCUGUGGGGAGAUAUGUUAGCACUGCAGAACGCUCCAGUUCGGAGAAACAGACCUGAAUCACUGCAAACGUCCACCGCCUCAUGUUGACUGGCCAGAGAGGAUCCCAGCUGAAUGAACUCAAACCAGUUGAGGCCGAUGGACUGCUGGAGAAAAUAAUUAUUUUUCCUUUUUUUUUGUUUUUUUUGUUUAAUUUCCUUUUUUAAAUGGCAUAGGAAAAAGUUAGUGUUUUGCCUUUUAGCAAGAGAUGUCGGCCUAAUUUGCAGCAGUUAAGUGGAGCCUGUUCAAUUUUUGACUACAGCAUCAAAGUGGCCCAACACCAGCAAGCUACCAAAAUUUGUAUAGAUCUCAAUGUAGGGGUUUGUUGAGUCCACAAGCAAGACACUUCAACUCCACCAACAACACCACAACCUCUUCUCUCUCCCCCAUUUCUCUCACAAUCCUGAUGCUUUAUAUUACACUUGAGUCAUGGGAAAAAUAAAGAGCGGGUGGGAGAAAGGGUGCUGCAGUGUGCUGAAAUGGUAAAAAGCAAAACAAGAAAAAAGACAAAAAAAAAAAAAACUAAAAUUGGCUUGAGAGAGCUUCAGUGUGAUUUUUGGGUGUAGGAUUAGAAAGACUAUCUUACAAUUUUAAUGCGCUUUAGGAUAUAAAUGAUUACAAAAGCUUUGUGCACGUAAUAAAAAAAAAACAUAAAAAAAAAAACGGUCGAUUAAAAAAAGGCAGAUGUGCGUUGUUUGCGCAUUUCUUGCAGAUAUUUAAGUUUUAAAAGUAUUAAAUGCAAAAAUCUGAUUCUUGGCGGCCGUCACCUUAAUCCGCUCCCUGGGGGGGUUAUGCUUGUUCUUUAGGCUUUUUGUGUACUUUCAUGCAGGCGAGAUACCAGAGAUGUCCAAGACUCCAUCAUGAACAUUGACUCGCCUUUAUUUGUUUUUGUUUUUUGUCCCCCUCUCGCCAUCUUUCAUUAGUUCUGUUUGGUCUUUUCCUGUAUCAUCAGUAAAAAGUAUCUGCUGAGCCACUCCUGCCAAGUUUCAAGAGGGAGCUGUGUUGAGAUGCGUCUGGUCUGCAUCUCAUUCUGUAUGUUAGCCCGCUCCGAGCAGUCAGCCUGUGAUGUUGAGGCUCCGUGUGCAGCUCUGAGGAUAAUAUCUCAGAAUGGAUGGCAAGAAAUGUCCCUUACUGCAGUCAAUUUGCUGUCGCGCACGAGGAGAGAUCAGAUUUGCCUGAUUAAGCCUUAAGUGCAACCGCAGAUGCGCACAAACAGCAAAUUAUGUUUCUUUCUGUUUUAGAGACAUUGCAUCAUCAAUAUUAUACCUGGCUGUAUUUUGAUUUUUUUUUUUUUUUUUUUAGUUUUUCUUCAUUCCCCAUUCAAAUAGUUUCUGUCCCAUUAAAAUUGAUCUUUUGAAAGGAAAUGACCCAAGGUUAAAGCACAACAGUUAAUAAAGUUAUAAGUACUAUGCUUGACCUUAUUUCAGUUUUUUUUUCACUAAAAAGUAUCACUGACAUGAAGAAAGUGUAUUUUGAUUUAAUAACUAACAAUGUAACAUUGCUCUACUUUCCUAGGCCCAGAAAGGAUAGACAGACUUUUUGCUUUGGUGGAAAAUUGUUAAACAGCUGAAAUUACUAAAAACUGUUGGUAGCUGAAAUAAUCAUCAGAUGACCUAAAUAAAAGUGGUUUGAGUGAUGAGUGUUUGAAAAUUCUGCACACAUUCUUGUUCAUAACCCUAUUACUGAAUAUCUCUCUAAUAACAGAACUUUUUGGGAAUGUUUCAGGCUUAACACUUGGUAUAUCCAAUCUUUACGCAAGUGAUACGUGCAUUUUAGCGCUUCACAACUGCGCACAAUUUUUGUUGUUGACAAUUGUAGAAAGUAAACCUGUUGCUUCCAGGAACAGAUCCUUUGAGCUGAGCUCUUCACACGCUCCCGUGUUAGGCUGGUGUGAACUCAUCUUUCCACUUUAAAAAUGCAGAGCAUGAAUUUCACAUCCAUCUGAAUGAGCUUAUUUUAUCCCAGCAGCACAGUCGGAAUAUGACUUCGAAUCCAUGUAAUCCCAGUUUCUUGUCAUUAAGAAAUGUCAGAUUUCAUUGUGUAUAUAUUGUCGGUUUUUCCUUUCAAUUGCUUGAUUACGGUUGCCACGUCAUGUUUAACCGUCUGACCUUUUGAACUUCCUGAAUUUGGUUUAUUUGGAUCUACACAAGGACGCAUCCCCAUGUGAAACCAAAGGAUACAAAGUCUCGAUAUAAACAGACGCUGUUGCCUCUUAUGAUUGCUAGAAGAUCAAAUGUACAAAUUAAGUACCCCCAACCUCCCAAAUUUGGUGUCUCCAUAUUGCACCGUUCAAGAACAUGACCUGUUUUCAGCUGACAUGCUGACUCGUCACCAGAAGAAGAAGCGUUAGGAAAAUCACCACUCUUCCUGACUGUCGGUUUUAAUGUGUUGACGCCUACUUGGUCACAUCUGAUGUGCUCAUCUUGUCUUGUUUCUCUUGCUGUCUCAUUCUUGGCCUUCAGCCUUCUACUUUUGUCAACUGUUCAAAUAAAAAAAUAAUUGUGGCAAGCUUUA
Carassius gibelio (silver crucian carp) is the source of this 5664-nucleotide messenger RNA. Its product is annotated as ubiquitin carboxyl-terminal hydrolase 10-like. NCBI's taxonomy places the organism in Eukaryota, Metazoa, Chordata, Actinopteri, Cypriniformes, Cyprinidae. Gene Ontology annotation, molecular function: cysteine-type deubiquitinase activity; cysteine-type endopeptidase activity. Gene Ontology annotation, biological process: DNA damage response, signal transduction by p53 class mediator; regulation of autophagy; protein deubiquitination. The transcript has 15 exons. The coding region runs from base 250 to 2850 and encodes 866 amino acids. The record is from RefSeq and is a predicted model, not a curated record. Gene Ontology annotation, cellular component: cytosol; nucleus.